Messenger RNA from Paramuricea clavata, 577 nucleotides. NCBI's taxonomy places the organism in Eukaryota, Metazoa, Cnidaria, Anthozoa, Malacalcyonacea, Plexauridae. The record is from the annotation of a GenBank genome assembly.
AUGACCUGGAGUGAGGCUGAAGCAGCGUGCAAAUCAAUUUCAGAUUUUGCUUCACUUGUUAAAAUUACGGGCCAGAAUGAGCAAGACUUCGUAACACGACGAAUCCAAGAUUUUUCUAGUAACGCAGACGUCUGGAUAGGUCUUAGUGAUCUCAAAAACGAAGGCGUAUUUAAAUGGUCUGAUGACGGGUUUGAUCUAACCAACACAGAUUACCAACUUUGGGCGAAUGGUAAACCAUCUGAAAAUAAAGAAAACAGUGACUGUGUGAUGAUAUUGUGGGUGAGGCAAGAUGGCGCAUGGACCGUUCAAGAUUGUUCGUUAAAACAAAACUUUAUUUGCACGAGAAACCGAGGUAAACAAAUACUAAACUUUUUUAAUCUUGACGAAUUAGGGUUGUGCGCACUGUCAAUGUAAGAGUACAUAGAUACCCGAGUAGCUACUCAUUAAGGCCUUGUAAUAGGAUUAUUGAAUCAUCAAAAUGUCUGUAUCCGUGGGGCAAUGAACCAAUGACUAGGUUGUCGUUCUUACAGAGUAUUCCCGUGCAUGAGUCAUCGCGUAACCUAUUUUUUCAGAGUAA